Molecule: messenger RNA, 2128 nt
Organism: Corylus avellana
Lineage: Eukaryota; Viridiplantae; Streptophyta; Magnoliopsida; Fagales; Betulaceae
Product: double-stranded RNA-binding protein 1
Molecular function (GO): double-stranded RNA binding
Source: RefSeq, a predicted model, not a curated record
CCAUAUUUUAUUGAUAAAUGAAAUGUGAACAAUUAUUUAAAAAAUAAAACAAAAAUUCCCUCCUAUUCGGCUUUUCACUAUUCAGGCACCAACCCUCCUUCCUCCACAUCACCCGCAGCAAAUUAAGAAGAAGAAGCCCGAAAAGCAAUGUACAAGUCGAGGCUGCAAGAGCUGUGCCACCAAAGGUCGUGGACCUUACCGGAGUACUCGAGCAUAAGGGACGGCCCAGACCACAACCCUCGAUUCACGGCCACCGUCACCGUCAAUGGCGAACGCUUUCAGACCCGGAAUGCUUGCAAAUCAUCCAAAGAGGCACAAAACGACGCCGCUCGCGAUGCCUUCUACCGCUUCACCAACCCUAAGCCUCCCCCGCCGCUGCCUUCCAUUCUCUCAUCCUUUGGUCAUUUCCCACAACCUUCACUUCCCUCAUCAUCUGGUGCUUCAAGUGGAAGUACUGAUUUGGAUACUGUCCUCCCUGUGAGCAAUGCAUUGCAACCAAAAGUACAAGAAAUAUAUCAAACUCCUCAGGUCAAUGGAACUGCUUUACAUGUCAACAAUGAUGAUAGAUCUAGAGAUAUGCAACAUUUGUACAAGAAUCAUCUGCAAAACUAUGCUCAAAAGAGAAAUCUCAGUCUACCUGUGUACUCUUGUGAACGUGAGGGGCCUCCUCAUGCUAGUCGCUUUAAGUGUAAAGUCACAAUCGAUGGACAAACCUAUGAGAGUCCAGAGUUCUUUGCCACUUUGAAGGAUGCUGAACAUGCAGCUGCAAAAGUUGCUCUAAGUUCAUUGUCGCCAGAUGGAGUUAAAGAGGAUGAUUUGGGACUUUACAAGAACCUUCUACAAGAGUUGGUCCAGAAAGAAGGUUUUCGCUUACCAGUUUAUGAUACAAACAGAUCUGGUGAAAGUCAUGUACCAAUUUUUGUUUCAACUGUGGAGAUAGAUGGAGAGAUUUUUAAAGGACAUGAAGCAGGAACCAAAAAGCAAGCAGAGAUGAGUGCUGCAAAGGUUGCUUACACUACUUUGAAAGAGCGUAAGUCGGGUCAGAGCCCUUUGAUUCUGCGCCCUCCUCACCAAGAAGAUGCUCCUGAGUUCUCAUCUUCUAGCCUGCGACCAAAUUUUACUUCUGAUCUGCAACAGCAUGUUGGAGCCAAAGACCCCGCCAUGAGUAUGAAUCCAUGCACCAUUACUGAGGGACAAGCUGAGGAUAGAGUAAGUGCCGAAGACAGCCGUUAUCAUCCCUCCAGUCUAUCUUCAGGAUUGGAUUCCAUGACGAGUAGCAGAGGUUCAUCUUCAUCCAACUCUUUAAAUGCUUGUGCACCGGACACAGUCUUCUCUGAUAUUCCUCACAUGUCUGAAAAUGGCCUAUCUCAACCUUCUUCACCUUCUGACUGCUCCACUGAGUUGGCUGUGGACUCGAGUCUUUUGCUGGCAGCUGGAAUGAGUAGCUCAUCCCGCAAAAGGGUCUUUGUUUACUCACGCACGCCAAACAUGACAAAUCCUAAGGGGUUUACUAUAUUGCCCAGGAGUGAUGAUAAAUGGGUGGCUUACUCCCCAAACUGAGACGCAGGCUUAGCUUGCGGGCUCUUAAUUACCAAUUUUAUUUCUAAUGACUUCUACGUUAUUGAACUCUCAGUUGUGCAUGCCUAAAUAUAUGAUGUUGAAAGUAAAUAAGAAUUGGUAAUGAUGGAUUUGACGGAAACCCACUCCAGACAAGGAUCUCCAACAAUUUGUUGCCUAAAUUACUAACAAAUUGGGCAGCACAUGUGAAAAAAUCUACAUGAGACACACCUACUCGAGUAAAUGGCUGAACAGUCCAAAACUUAUUUGAAUAAGUGGAUUCUAUGUUAGAUUCUGCACAAUCCACAUGCUUAUCCUGUCAGAUUUCAAUAUCUACUUGUAUUGCUGAGUUGGUGCAACUGGAAUAAUGAUGAGGAUGUCUGCUGCAUUCCCUUGUGCUACUUAAUUUAAACAGCUGUCAGGAGUUGCAGUCUACUUACUGUAAUUUAUUAUUAUUAUUUUUGUUGUAACUUUCUUACUGUAAUUGUUCAUAUAAUCGACUGCUCAUGCUACUAUGAGUAAUGAUAUAAGGAGGACUAGAGUCUUCAUAAAGUUCUUCCAAGUGAUUUAA